UGGACAGAUUCGAAAGAUAAAUUCUUUGUUAGUUUAAAACACUUGACAGCACCAAACACUUUCCCAAAACAGGUUACACGCUCGAAAAAAUACACAAACUUUGAGAAUGUUUCAAACGGAGUAUCAGAAGCGAUUGCUUCUUCGAUACACCGACAACAUCGCGGGCAGAGAAGAGUUCGACCUUCGCUGCAUUCCCAUGCGGGCGGGCAAUCAAUGGGAUCGAAACUAUUUUCUCUCUGAAGAAUUAAAGGCAGCUGAGCCCGAGGUCACAGACGAAUCCAAUAAUUCCAGUGAGUUGCCCAACAGCACACCCUAUGCCUGCAUGCUAAGAAACGAGUUCCUUGACACGGAGGUGACCUCCCUUGACCAGUGCAGGAAGAGCAAAAAGGUUCGAUCAGACAAUGGCGAUUUCAAAGAGCGUGAAAGCACCCGACUCUACAAAUUCAUGGAAAAGAAUUCGCCUACGUUACCUGCUUUGAGGUCUCCUUUCCAGAAUGUUAGCGGAGCCAGCCAGCGACUGCUCAGCAUUUCUAAGAGACCUAUUCGCAAGUUGUCGCGAUUACCGUACAAAAUACUCGACGCACCCGAGUUGCAGGAUGACUUCUAUUUGAACCUUAUUGACUGGUCCUCUGAGAACAUGCUGGCUGUGGGUUUGGGUUACUCGGUUUACCUCUGGAACGGUCAAAAUGGACAUGUGACCCGCCUUUGCGACUUUAGUAACGAAGAUAACUUGGUGACGGCUGUCAGGUGGCAUGGCGGCGGCCGUCAAGUGGCUAUUGGAACUCUCGGUGGCUAUGUUACCAUCUGGGACGCGCAACGUCAGAAAGAAUACACAAAACUGGAGGGACACGGAGCCAGAGUUACAGCGUUGGCGUGGUGUGGAAACGCUCUAUCAAGCGGAUCUCGCGAUCGCACCAUUCUGCAUCGGGACGUUCGUUUACCCUCUUCGGACAUUGUGCGUCGCCUCUGUGGACAUAAGCACGAGGUUUGCGGCCUGCAAUGGUCACCCACUUGGCAGUAUUUGGCUAGUGGGGGUAACGACAAACGAUUGCUGAUUUGGACGGCCCAUGGAGCCGAGCCCCUUUACACAUUCAGCGAACAUAAGGCAGUAGUAAAGGCUCUGGCUUGGUCGCCUCACAAAACCGGGCUACUGGCCAGUGGCGGAGGAUCUGCUGAUCGAUGUCUGCGCUUUUGGAACGUGCUCACCGGUCAGCUGGUGCAGAGAAUCGACACUGGAGCCCAGAUAAGCAAUCUAGCUUGGGCCCGUAACUCUGCAGAGCUGGUAACCACCCAUGGCUACGCCCAGCCUCAAGUUAUCGUUUGGCGGUAUCCCUCGCUUAAAAAAAUCGUCAAGCUUUCUGGUCAUACCCAUCGUGUUGUUUAUCUGGCUGUAAGCCCAGAUAAUGAGACGAUAGUCACCGGCGGUGCCGACGAAACACUACGCUUUUGGAGUGUUUUUACAAAACGACAAGCGCCCAAGAUGCCAACUUCAGUGCUAAGCUUGAACCGGAAUAUCCGAUAAGGGGGACAAAAAUUCUGGCAUAACCAUCAUCAAAAAUUUAUAUUUUUUAAUUAAAGUUGAUGUUUAAAAUAAUAUAUAUUU
Messenger RNA from Drosophila bipectinata, 1603 nucleotides. RefSeq names its product fizzy-related 2 (gene fzr2). The record is from RefSeq and is a predicted model, not a curated record. NCBI's taxonomy places the organism in Eukaryota, Metazoa, Arthropoda, Insecta, Diptera, Drosophilidae. Gene Ontology annotation, biological process: positive regulation of anaphase-promoting complex-dependent catabolic process; anaphase-promoting complex-dependent catabolic process; positive regulation of ubiquitin protein ligase activity. Gene Ontology annotation, cellular component: anaphase-promoting complex. Gene Ontology annotation, molecular function: ubiquitin ligase activator activity; protein binding; anaphase-promoting complex binding.